AGGCAGAAAGACGGAAGAGGGAAAGAGUGAACACAUACUCAGAAUACAUAUCAUGAAGGACUGUUUUAGAGAGGAGAGACAGCCAGACAUCCCAUGAGGUAUGCGCCUUUCUCCACACACAGCUCAUUUUUUCGAGCUGUGAGACCAGAGCUUGUGAUCACUCAUCACCACAGCUCCACCAAGGCACAGGAAGCAAGGAAGAUCCUCAAACCACAGAGCUGCUUAAAAAAUCCGAGCUCUGGGUAGGAUAGAGGACAAACAUGCACAGGUGCUGCUAGAGAGAUAGAGAAGGGAGCGAGAACGCAGAGAGAGAGAGACACUAGUAGAGAGAGGGGGGGGGGAGUGGGAGGAGACUUGACUUGCUUCAGAAGGGAAUAGAAGCCGGAGUGCAAUUCCAAAACAGCUGUCAGGCAGACGUCCCAAUCGACAGAAGUGUAGCCCCGAGGCAGAGACAGGAGGCAGGGCAGUGUCAACAUGCCACAGGAGCAGCACAGCAGCCACUGAACACACACAUACAGACACACACCAACCUGGGGCUGCAGCAUUCAGGAGAACACCAGCGAUACCUGGGAAGGAUCAGGAUCUCCCCAUUGGAAUAUCUGAGAAAAGUGGCCGUUUGACCAUUUCUAUACCGCCAGACAUCACCAGUCCUGCUUGGAGUCCCAUUUCCUGAUCGAUGCUGCAAUUGCUGCAAUUAUUUUUGGAGUCCUGUAUGACCGAUGUGUUACUGAGAAUGUAACUCGAGCUUCUCCCCCGGGGAACUGUAACAUCCAGAACUUAAAGAGCACUUCUGACUUUUCUAUCCUGCAUAUCUGAGAACUCUUCGGCAGUUACAGCCAUGCCAGCGAAAGCACCCAUAUACCUGAAACCCACCAAUAAUAAGAAGGGAAAGAAAUGUCGCCUCAGAGAUAUUUUGUCCCCAGACAUGAUCAGUCCACCGCUUGGGGACUUUCGCCACACCAUCCACAUUGGCAAGGGUGGGGAGAGAGAUGCCUUUGGAGACAUGUCUUUCCUUCAGGGGAAGUAUGAACUCCUACCCGGGAAGGGAGACGUCCACCCUCAGUAUGGCAUCCAAAGUGAGUUUCUGAGAGCUAACAGCACAGGUGAUGCUUCCUUUGCUGAGACUCCCUCUCCGGUGCUCAAGAACGCCAUCUCCCUCCCAACUAUUGGUGGCUGCCAGGCGCUUACCCUUCCUCUGAUCUCCUCCACUGUUUUCUCCAUGCCGCCGGAGCCGUUGGAGGACAUCAUUGGUCCUACAACUCCCAUGAAACCUGACAGCAAAGAGGAGGUAGAGAUACUGCAGAUGGAUGCUCUUUUGCGCUCCAUGGACGUCUUCAGCAGUGAGCCUUCAUCUCAGUCCGCAGAUAUCCAGUCGAAGCCUGACGUCCUCCUGGAUCUGCUGGAAAAUACAGAUAAGUCCACCUCUAAGGCAGUUGCCAAAGCUAAUAAAAUGAACAAGAGUGAAACCAGGUUUGACAAGCCAUCAUCCUAUUACAUCACCAGUCACAGCAACAGCACCUUCAAAGCUAAUGGAAGUCUGAACAGCAACACAAGCAGCGACAGCUUUGACAGCUUAAGCGGCAAAGGGGACUUCCAGAAUAAGAUCUGCAAUGGCAGCAGGAGUCUCAAUGGCAAUGGCAACUGCAAUGGUUAUGGACACUUUAACAAUGACAUUACCCUGGGCUUCAAGCAGGAGCUCUCAAAGUGCUAUGGAGAGUGGGUGGACAGGGACAGUGGGGUGGAGGAGGGCCGCAUCUGUGAUUUUGAGUUUGAGUUUUCCAAGGAGAAGAGCACGUCACAGGAUUCCCUCACCCAGACCACGGGGUCAUUCCUCUCCCUUGAACUCGAUCUGGGCCCAUCCAUCCUCGACGAUGUGCUCAACAUAAUGGAUAAACCCGCAGCAAAGAGCAGGCCUUGAGCUGCGCUGAGGCCCCAGGAGGAGAAAGGGAAUUAUUAAACUAUAGCCAUGAGGAGAGAAAGACUCAAAAAGCAAUCAAAUGGUGUCUGGAUAUAUCAUUGAGAUGAAAAUGAGCUACAAUAGAGAGAGCUGCUUAUGUUUUUAUUGUCAAAACAUAUAACUAUUUUAGCUUCUAUGGAGUGUUGUUUGCCAUGCCAGCCGCAUGUUUAAGAUGCAUGUACUAUUGAGUUACAGCUAAAACACAUUCUUCGUGCCUUUGACUGUAAAAAUGCUACAUGAUAGAUUUGUGUUCUUAUGUUGACUUUCACGAUAUAUACACAGUAACUUUGAGGUCCUUUGCUUUUUUACACAGUCUUGAACAUAUUGCAUUUUGUGACUUUAAGUGUGUUUAACACAUAAUUCAUUUGCCACAUGACUAUUUCAAAGAACAGAACACUAUGCAUAUUUGUGUUUUUAAAAUUGCAACACAAAUAAAUUCAUUUUGUCCUA
Molecule: messenger RNA, 2407 nt
Organism: Siniperca chuatsi (mandarin fish)
Lineage: Eukaryota; Metazoa; Chordata; Actinopteri; Centrarchiformes; Sinipercidae
Gene: cdc42ep3
Product: CDC42 effector protein (Rho GTPase binding) 3
Exons: 2
Coding region: 839-1918 (359 amino acids)
Source: RefSeq, a predicted model, not a curated record